Molecule: messenger RNA, 1453 nt
Organism: Suillus subalutaceus
Lineage: Eukaryota; Fungi; Basidiomycota; Agaricomycetes; Boletales; Suillaceae
Product: NAD(P)-binding protein
Exons: 7
Coding region: 65-1255 (396 amino acids)
Molecular function (GO): nucleotide binding
Source: RefSeq, a predicted model, not a curated record
CCGGAUUCCUUCUUGGUUUCCCACCGCGAACUUACAGCUGACAGUGAUACAACACUUGCCUAUCAUGUCCUCCAUCUUUGGUGUGUUCAAGCGUGUUUAUGCGGCCUUCAUUAGUCCGCCUCGUCCCCCCAACGUGGAAGAUAACAAUGCUUCUCCUCCCCUGAAAAUUGGAAUUUUAGGGGCAGCUGCAAUUGCUCCCCCUGCUCUUGUUUUGCCUGCGAUAAGCCAUCCAGAGGUAGAACUUUAUGCUGUGGCAGCGCGGGACAUCAGUCGUGCGGAGAAGUUUGCAAAUAAACACGGUUUCAAGAAGUGGUAUGGAGGGAAAGAUGGCUAUCAAGAACUUCUCGAUGACCCUGCAAUAGAUAUCGUCUACAACCCCCUUCCCAACGGUUUACAUUACGAAUGGACAAUUAAGGCUCUUGCUGCUGGCAAACAUGUGCUUCUGGAGAAGCCCAGUGGUAAUACUGCCGAAGAAACACGGCGUAUGUUUUCCCUCGCGGACCAAAAAGGGCUCGUUCUUCUUGAGGCAUUCCACUAUAGAUUUCACCCCGCUAUUCAACGUGUCAGGGCUAUCAUUGACAGUGGCGAACUGGGCGCUAUCAGGGAAGUAAAUGCAACUCUUGCGAUUCCGAAGGGUGCUAUUCGCAACGAUGAUAUUCGGAUGAACUACGAUCUUGGUGGCGGUGCAAUGAUGGACUGCGGAUGUUAUCCUUUAAGUUGUGUUCGUUAUCUUGCAUCAGGAAACCCUAGUGCGGUGAUAUCCGCAACCGCGACGCGGUUCUCAAGAGAUUCACGUAUCGAUACAGGCACCACUGCCAAUCUCACUCUUGCUUCCCUGAAGCCUGGCGAGGAACCAGUGAGGUCCACUAUCAAAUGCGACUUCGCCAUCCCUCCCCGAUGGGGGUUCAUCCCUCGCUGGCCGGAAAUUUCCGUUCGCGCAGUUUGUGAACGUGGCUCCAUCGAGUUGUUCAACUUUGUGAUGCCAGUGAUUUACCACUCGAUCACCGUGAUACCUGACAGUGGCGCUCCGAGAACAGAGAAAGCAUACACGUUCGAGGGUGGUAAAGGAGAGGAGUGGUGGUCUACCUACAGGUACCAGCUGGAGGCUUUUGUGGACAAGGUCAAAGGCCGAACACCACAAACCUGGGUGAGCCCUGAGGACUCCAUUGCAAAUAUGGAAUGGAUAGAGAAGAUUUAUGAAGAGAGUGGACUGGGGUCUCGACCCCAAUCCACAUAUGUCCUCCCAACUGCUUAAUGAUGGAUUGGUUAUUGUGGUGCCAUAUACCGUGCAGCUUCGAAGAAUAUCAAACCCACAAACACUUUGUUACCCUUCAUCACGUUACUGCAUGUACUUAGUUACGAUCUGUUAUAACAACUCAAUCAGCGAUAUCCCAGCACACAAUUACGACAUUCAAACUAGGAGCCUAGGAGAAGCUUGAAUUCAACCGUCGUA